Miscanthus lutarioriparius is the source of this 2121-nucleotide messenger RNA. NCBI's taxonomy places the organism in Eukaryota, Viridiplantae, Streptophyta, Magnoliopsida, Poales, Poaceae. The record is from the annotation of a GenBank genome assembly.
AUGGCCGCGGCGCGGCGGCAGGCGGCGGUGCUGGUGCUGUUGCUGGCGUUGGCGAUGGGCGCGGGGUGGGCGCCGGGCGCGGGACCCCGGGGAUGCGCCGCGCAGGGGGAGGCGGUGGUGGUGGCCAGCUACGGGGAGGGCCGCCUCUCGCUCAAGCCUUACGACUGGACCUACCUGCGCGUUGAGUUCCCGCCGUCGUUCUCUUCUGUCACCAUGGAUUUCGCUGCUGACAUAGACCUUCACAGGGAGCACCUGAAAGGCAUUCCAAGAAGCGAGCUUGCUAUUAUCUGUUUGAUGAAUUCCAACCCUCCUAUUCCUGAUAUAUCUGAUUCUUAUCUGGACAAUUUAUUAUCAAACUCUCUCCCAGCUGGACCUUUUGGAAACAGCAAUAUAAUUAAUCAGCCAAAUCUGGUGCAAUGCUUACCAUUUCAGAAAAACACAACGGUAGUGCUAACAAAUGACCAGAUAUCUCCUGGGGUAUGGUACAUUGGGUACUUUCAUGGCCUUGGUCCUGCUCGCACGCAAUCAAAGAUGAUUAGCCGGGGAAAAGCACGCGUGAUGAGCACUCGCAUUACUGUAAGAGGAUGCCCCACUUCAGCAUUUUGGGGACCAUACUGCAACCAGACAGUUGACAUGAUUGGUUGUUCUCAACCUUCAAUAGAUAAUAACUCAAGAAAUCUUCUAGAUCUGAAUGUUGAGAGGAGGAACAGUUUGUAUACUAGAGAGCACAAUAGGCGUAUUAAUAUCUUAUCACAGCCGAACCAUUUAAUAGAACAAGAAGUUGCAUCUAACGUCACGGCCUUGGUGAGAAUGGAAAACUCAAUCAGUUGUUCCAUUUCUAAUGACUCAUUAUGCAUCAGACAAGGCGACAUGAAGUUCUACUUCUUGGAUGUAGUCAACCUAGCAUUGCAGUUUGAAAUUACAGCUACAAAUUUUGGAGCUCUAGGGCCAUCCUUGAUUUGCUACCUGCGGUAUAAUGCCUUUCCUCAAAGAGAUCUGCAUGACUAUUCAGGUGAUAUCAGCCAUGAUCCCUUGGUUGUGAAGUCACCAAAUAUUGGGCGUUGGUAUAUUGCAAUUGAGUCUGUCAACAAAACACAGAUGAAUGUUACAGCAUCACCACCUGUUGUAGACACAACAUGUUUCUCAUUGAAGUGGCAAUUAACUGGAUGCUUGAAUGGAAAAACUGGAACCAAUUGCUCUUGGGAGGCAUAUGGGCUCCAGAGGGUUCCUAAGGGAAGUCCUUCUGUCCCUUUUGAGUCAUAUUAUGUUCCUACUGAUGAAAGAGCAUCACUGGAAGAUAGCCACUUCUACUUGGAACAAUUUUUAAGCAACUCGUCCCAUGAGCAGUUUGCAUGGACAUAUUUCUUUUUGGAUAUUCCUCAAGGUUCAGCAGGUGCACUUAUCCAUGUCCAGCUGAAGUCAGAUAAAGAAUUGAACUACGAGUUGUACUCGAAAUAUGGUGGCUUACCAUCUAAUGAUACUUGGGAUUAUUAUGCCAGUAGGACAAGCAGCAGUAAUGGUUCAGUAUUUUUUUCAUUACAGAAUUCCACGAAUUCUGACAUGGAUCUAUCAAUUUUUUAUGCUAAAGAGGGAACUUGGUGCUUUGGGGUGAAGCAUCCAAGUGAUACAGCAAAUUAUCAGACAUACAUGUCUGUAUCUCUUCAGGGAUGCCAUAGAAACUGCAAUCAGAAAGGUGUAUGCCAUUCCUCAGUUGAUGAAAGUGGGCUGACUUUCUACAGCUUCUGCACAUGUGAUCGUGAUCAUGGUGGGUUUGAUUGCAGCGAUGAGCUAGUUUCCCCUAAUGGGCAUAUUUGGCAGUCUGUUUUUCUAAUCGCAUCAAAUGCUGCAGCUAUUUUACCUGCCUUCUGGGCCCUCCGACAAAAGGCAUUUGCAGAAUGGAUUCUUUACACAUCUAGUGGAAUUUCCAGUGCAUUAUACCAUUCAUGUGAUGUUGGCACCUGGUGCAUUCUAUCUUUUCGUGUAUUGCAGUUGGCCAAACUUCAGAACUUUGUUCCAGAAUAUUCUGGAGAUGUUGAACAAAUGCUUCCGUUGGAUAUUUUUACUUUUGGGUUUCAUGACAUUGUCUUUUGCGGCUAUCAGCUGGAAGCUGGAAUCGAAUAG